Lathyrus sativus (Indian pea) is the source of this 822-nucleotide messenger RNA. Lineage: Eukaryota; Viridiplantae; Streptophyta; Magnoliopsida; Fabales; Fabaceae. The record is from the annotation of a GenBank genome assembly.
AUGUUCUCCAGCUCUCAAUUUGACUCUUCCAACGCCUUCUCCGGCGGCGGAUUUACGUCCUCGCAACUAAAUGAAUCUUCUCCGGCACCGACUAAGAGCCGCGAUUCUCAGGGUUUAGUUCCAGUUACAGUGAAGCAGAUCAGUGAAGCUUCUCAAUCCGGUGAUGAAAAGUCCAAUUUCGCGAUCAACGGCGUGGAUCUCACUAAUGUGACUUUGGUUGGAAUUGUAUAUGAGAAAGUUGAAAGGAACACUGAUGUUAAUUUUGUUUUGGAUGAUGGAACUGGGCGUAUCAAAUGCCGAAGAUGGGUCAACGAGACUUUUGACACAAAGGAAAUGGAGGAAGUAUUGAAUGGCAUGUAUGUUCGUGUUUAUGGGAACUUGAAGAGCUUUCAAGGUGUAAAGCAGCUUGGUGCCUUCUCUGUCAGGCCUGUGACAAAUUUUGAUGAGAUCCCCUUUCACUUUAUAGAUUGCAUACAUAGCCACCUCUGUGCCAAAGUUAAGUUUGAAGGAACCCCUUCUACAUAUCCUCCAUCAAACCCGUCUAUGAACACUCCUGUCAAAAGUGCACUGAAUGGAUCUCAGGCACCAUCUAAUCUGGGAUAUACACAAUAUAGCACUGAUGCACUCAAGGACUGUGAUAAAUUAGUGAUUGACUAUCUGCAGCAGCAUUCAAGCAUGUUAGAUGAAAGGGGAAUACAUGUUGAAGAACUAGCAAGAGAGCUCAAGCUUCCAUUGGAUAGGAUCAAGUUGUCUGUAAAAGCUCUUGAAGAUGAUGGUCUGGUAUACUCCACUAUAGAUGACUCCCACUACAAACAAGCUUGA